AUGUCUGAAAUGUCAAAAUGUUUUGAAAAUGGUGAACAAUCCGGAUGUACGCAGAAGGCUUGUGAUCUCGGUAAAGCCCUUGAAGAAACGUCAGUAGAGCCUGCCAAGCAGGUAACGACGGAGCUCUGUCUGAUUACCUGGAGCUAG
Molecule: messenger RNA, 147 nt
Organism: Echinococcus granulosus
Lineage: Eukaryota; Metazoa; Platyhelminthes; Cestoda; Cyclophyllidea; Taeniidae
Exons: 2
Coding region: 1-147 (48 amino acids)
Source: RefSeq, a predicted model, not a curated record